CUCUCAUCACUCCUCAGCUGCUCUGGCUCACGGGGAAAGAAACAUUAUAAAAACUUGCAACUUGCCUUUCACUCUCUCACUCGCUCUCUUUUCCAUCACCACCCGCUGGCUCGUGUCAUAUCAUGCAGCCAGCCAAUGUGUAUAGAGUUGAGUUUAUGGGCAUAAAAAGAGGCGAUUUCUCUCUUCUCGUCCCUUCUCUCUCGCCAUAGCAUUCGCAAUCGCUUGUAUUUUGCUUCUUCCUUUCCUCCAACUUUCUUCCUUAGCCAGCUCAUUUCCUCUCUCUCUCUCUCUCUCUCUCUCCCUAUUUGCUCUCCUUCACAUCACCUAAAUACCCACCAACCCACACUCUCUGUAGUCUCUACACUCUACUACCAGUUUCUAAUAAAUCCUUUCCAGUAUCAGCUUGCCUGCCAGGAUUUCUCCACCAGAUCUAUAGGCCAGCAAGGAAGAGGAAGAAAGAAGGAAAACUGGAAAAGAGAUAUCCCCGGCCCUCUCUUCUGACACCAGACGGCCACAGCCCCAGGCCCCUCUUCUUCUCCUCCCCCUUCUUUUCUAUUUUAUUCCCUCUUCACUUCUCUCUUCUUUUUCUAAUAAUACCCUUCGGUUAAUUUUGUCUUUUCCUUCGUUUUUUCCCCUUCCUCGCCUGUCUGGGUUUGUCUGUCUGGUUUUGGUUUCCAUACCCACACUCCAAAAUCGCGUCUUUCACUUGAUCCCGUCUCGAUAAUCCCCUUAUCGUUUCUGGGUUUUGGUCCUUUUUUCGUUCUGGAGGUUGGAGGCGAAAGGUUCGAAAGAUAGAUCAAAUGGCGAACGGUGGUGCGGUUGAUGAGCGGAGGAAGAGUGAGACAGUGGUGUUGUUCAGUGAGGAAGAACUGAGGGAGAUGAGUGGGGUGAAGCAAACCGGUGAUUGCAUAGAAGUCACGUGUGGUUGUACCAGCCAUAGAUAUGGCGAUGCGGUGGGAAGGCUUAGGGUUUUUCCCAAUGGUGACCUCGAAAUCUCCUGUGAAUGUACCCCUGGUUGCGAUGAAGAUAAGAUGAGUCCUGCUGCAUUUGAGAAGCAUUCUGGGAGGGAGACUGCUAGGAAGUGGAAGAAUAAUGUGUGGGUGAUUGUGAAUGGGGAGAAGGUUCCAUUGUCGAAGACAGUGUUGCUCAAGUACUACAACCAAUCAUCCAAUGGAUCCCACCGCUCUCAAAAUGGACGGGUUUUCCAUCGCGAUGAGUUUCUUCGCUGCAGCAAGUGCAACAAGGAGCGCAGAUUCCGCUUAAGGACCAAAGAGGAGUGUCGAGUUCACCAUGAUUAUGUGGCCAAUGUUAGCUGGAAAUGUGCUGACUUAACGUUUGACAACAGGCUAACGUGUGAUGACGACGAGGAGAGAGCAAGUCGAAAGGUGUACAGAGGCUGCUCCCGCUCUCCAACAUGCAAAGGAUGCACUUCCUGCGUGUGCUUUGGCUGUGAAAUCUGCCGGUUCUCUGAUUGUUGCUGCCAAACUUGCACUGACUUCACGAGGAAUGUGAAAGCUUGAAGAAGCCUUUUUACAGCAUGACCAAGUCCGCCAUCAUCCUUUGAUUUGAUCCCAUUCGUUCUACCAUUAUUUAACCACUAUUUUUGGAUGUCUAUUUAUGAACAAAACACAACUGCCAUGCCAGCAGCAAUAUAUGGCUGGCCAGCCUGUGAUCUGAAGUUGAGGGAAGGAUACACUCUUUUCUCGCAACAGUCUUUUGUUGGGCUCCAAUGAUUAGAAAUUUUAAUCCCCUUCACUUGUUAUUGCCAAUCAUUUGCUA
Messenger RNA from Linum tenue, 1779 nucleotides. The record is from the annotation of a GenBank genome assembly. Lineage: Eukaryota; Viridiplantae; Streptophyta; Magnoliopsida; Malpighiales; Linaceae.